Punica granatum (pomegranate) is the source of this 3083-nucleotide messenger RNA. The record is from RefSeq and is a predicted model, not a curated record. NCBI's taxonomy places the organism in Eukaryota, Viridiplantae, Streptophyta, Magnoliopsida, Myrtales, Lythraceae.
UGGUACGGGGCAAUUUACAUGUACCAAGGAGAUAUAUGUGUGGACUGAGUGGCGAAUCAGGCGCUGUCAUUGUCUAUAGGUAUCCAUAGAAUAAGAGUGUGUAUCUGGAAACGAUCUCUUGUUUUUAGGGAUACUGUUGUGUUUAGUUGUCUUUGGUUUGCUUAGUUGUUUUUAUGGGUUAUUUUAAUAAAAAAUCAUGAAUUUUCACAUUUUUUUCCUAAGCAAAACUUGCCGAUGUUAGUCCAAAUUUGACAUCCGCCCCCUAGUCCGUUAAUUUUUCUAACGUGGCAAGUGGUUGACGAUUGUUAAGCUCCAAUAAAACGACGAUACGUGGACUUGUGGUCCCACUCACUCUUUUAAAAAGACCUUAUAUUUCUUAUUUUUAAAUUUGGCCCCAUAUUCUUGUCUCUUUUCUCCCUUAGCACACACACCGGUGGAGCUGUGCCCAAAAGAGAAGAAGAAGGAAGAGCUAUCGGUGAUAGAGUUGAGGGGUUGGGGGGAAGCCCCCAAGCCGAGUCGGCCCUCUCCCCUUUCCCUCUGUUUUUUGAUUAAAAAACAUAGGGAGAGCGGAGGUGGCCCGACCCGGCUAGGGGCCCCGCCGACUGUUGACCUAUCAGGCUAGGUGGCCGAACCCACCAACUCUCGACCCUCAGUAAAAAACAGAGGGAGAGGCGAGUGGGGCCGACUCGACAGGAGAGCAAUGAUCCCUUAAAUGAGGUUGCCGGAGUUCGGCCACCUCACCCGAGGGUUCGCCAGCCAGCGGGGGAACCCCUAGCCAAGUCAGACCCCUUUUUUUCUUCCUUUGUUUUUCUUUGAGGGGUCGACAGUCAGUGGGGAUCCCCCAGCCGAAUUGGCCCCCCUCCCCUCUCCCUCUCCCUCUGCUUCAAUUGAUUUGACUUUGUGUGGGGGGUUCUGGAAAAAAAUGUUGAUUCUUGGUGGGUUUGUCAUGUUUGAUUGGAAUUGGGGGUUUGAUAGGGCGAGCGGAGUGUGCAAGAGAUGGAAGUUUGGGGUGAAGCUGUUUUUCGAGCGCAGGGAGAGUCUCAGCUUUGGCAGGUGGAAGAUGGACGACGACUCCAUUGUCCAUAUUGUAGGAAGCAAUGGUGAUGUGAAUGAGAAUGGGAUAUGGCUUGGGGGAUGCAUGAAGAACAGAGGAGCAGAAAAGGAAGAAGAAGAAGAAAAGAAGGAUUGGGAUGGGAAAGAUGGUGAUGGAAGUGAUACAAAGGGGAAAGAGCAGCCAUGGCUGCUAGUCAGUAGGCUGUGGAGGAGAGAGAGAUGGUAGGAACUGCCACAUCGGAUUCUGUUGGCACAUCACUGCCGUUAUCUUGCCACAUCAGAAAAAUUCACGAAUUUGGGGACGGAUGUUAGAUUUGGAUUAACGUUGGCAUGUUGAUGCUAGAUGUGGGGGGGAAAAAAAGUUAUGCUAGAUUUGAGAAAAAUAUGAAAGUUCAUGAUUUUUUAUGAAAUUAACCUUUGUUUUUAUUAAGUCCUUUGGACUCCGGGCCUGCAUUUCACCCAAAAGAAGGAAAAGGGGGAAAAAAAAAGCAGUCCGAAGGAUUAUGUUAUGUUUGGUAUGAUCGAGAUUAUAUGUGACCAGUAAUCCAGAUGGAUUAGAUGUUACGUAAACUCAGCGGUAAAUUUUCAAUAAUUGCAAAUUUCCAAUAAUUGGAAAAGACAAUUGAUUAGGGGACGAGGGUGACACGCUCUUAUCGAAUGGAGGAAGUGACGUGCUGACACCUCCUAAAUCAUUAUUUUCUGUUUGGGUUAAAUAAAAAAUACUCAUUUUUUUCUCCCUUUAAAAAAUUAGAGAAAUAAAAAAGGAUAUAGUGCACGUUUCAGGUUGAAUACUCAGUGAAAUUAUUAUCCGUAUCCCUUUAUUAUUAGAUACUAAGAUUUAUAUUUUAUUGUAAUACACCUAUGCUUUUUAUUGUAACUGAAAAAACAAAAUCAAAGGAAAACAUAAAAUAAACUAGAGAGUGAGACAUUAUGUAAUACUUUCUCUUGAUCUGAAACUAAUGCUUUAGUUAUUAAUACAUAGAUGAAACAAAACCUCAAGAUAUCCCCGUCAUAUAAACGAUGGCUUGUGUGAUCUAACGAAGACGCAGUCCAAUCACCGCAUAAAACGGCUCGAGUGAUCGAAUCUAGAAAGCCGGACAGCCCUAAAAUAGAAGUUAGACGGUUAAUCAGUUUCCACAUUUUAUGCAAUGCAGUAAACUAAUUCUAAGCUCUAUCCUCAGCCCUGAGCAGACUUGUCGGAAGAAAAAUGGACUUCCCGCCAAAACCGCCUUCUCCUUCUUCUCUCUUUACUCUCUGCUCUUUCCUACUUGUAGUAUAAAUCUCACCAAGUUUCUUGCUAGCUUCUGAUCACCUCCUUACAUAUACCACUAUUUCCACAUCGAACUCGAAUCAGUUGAGCGACGACGUCGGGGUGAGUGUCUGAUACGAUGGCAAGCGGCGCAAAUAAGCCGGUGAUGCUGGUGGGUGUUGAUGACAGCGAGCACAGCGUGUACGCCCUCAAGUGGACCCUCGACAACUUCUUUGUCCCCUUCUCCUCCAAUCAUCCCUACAAGCUCAUCAUUGUACAUGCAAGACCUACUGUGACUAUGGCUGUGGGCUUUGCUGGACCCGGAGUUGCGGAGGCUUUGCCAUACGUCGAAGCCGACCUAAAGAGGCAAGUUACGAAAGUCUUGGAUAAGAUGAAGGAAAUCUGUUCCAAAAAAUCGGUCCAAGAUGUUGUAGUAGAAGUGCAUGAGGGCGAUGGAAGGAAUGUCCUAUGUGAUGCAGUAGACAAGCACCAUGCAUCAAUUCUGGUCGUGGGGAGUCAUGGUUAUGGAACCAUAAAGAGGGCCGUGUUGGGCAGCGUGAGCGACUACUGUGCACACCAUGCCCAUUGCUCGGUGAUGAUCGUGAAGAAGCCAAAAACUAAGCAAUGAACUGCGGCUCGUGUCUCAAUCGUAGUUGAAUAUAUAAUAACUAUAGAUGAAUAUUAUGUUCUAUCAAACAGUGUACCGAUCUAUUCGUUAUAUGUUGUGCUAGUCCGAUGAAGCACAUUAUUCGACUAAUCCUUUGUUUGUUCUAUAGUUUUA